Molecule: messenger RNA, 369 nt
Organism: Trichophyton verrucosum HKI 0517
Lineage: Eukaryota; Fungi; Ascomycota; Eurotiomycetes; Onygenales; Arthrodermataceae
Exons: 2
Coding region: 1-369 (122 amino acids)
Source: RefSeq, a predicted model, not a curated record
AUGGAAAAAGAGAGCCCAAGGAAAAAGGAAUAUAUAUCAAAUGGCAAAAAUGCAAAAAGAAAGCAGGCAGAAGCAGCAGCAGAAGACGAGGAUGAGGACGAUCUCCACUGCUUCGAUGCCUCAAAGUUUGCUCGAAUACGGACCAACGCCGACUCCACCGAAACAAGAAUGCAUAUGUAUCUUUCUCUGCAGGCUUCCUGCGUCCAAGGGCAGGCAGUUGGAGGGCUCCGUAGUAUCACCCUGUACCGUGCUAGCCGGGGGAGGCUACAUAAGUACAUAGCAGCCGUCGAACGCAUUUUGCAAUCCGAUCUGUCGAUUCCUCAUGAACUGGUCGAACAGCCGGAAGAACGAGACAUGAACCAUCCAUGA